This is a messenger RNA of Habropoda laboriosa, 1680 nucleotides long. RefSeq lists its product as uncharacterized. NCBI's taxonomy places the organism in Eukaryota, Metazoa, Arthropoda, Insecta, Hymenoptera, Apidae. The transcript is spliced from 2 exons. The record is from RefSeq and is a predicted model, not a curated record. The annotation marks the transcript as partial.
UCCGAGGCAGAACGCGAAGCAGUUACUAAACUGUAUGAUGACGUCAUCGCUAUCGCCAUCACGCUGUUACAAGAGGUAGAGCAAGCCCCAACGCAGACGACAACGCUGAGAAACGCCGACUCACCCACGUUGUCGACAUCAUCAACCGCGAUCGGUGUCCACCUACCAAAAAUUGACUUACCGAAAUUCGACGGCCGGCUCGAAAAAUGGGUUGCGUUCAAGGAUGCCUUCUCAACUAUGAUCCACGCGCAUUCGGGAUUAUCAGACAUACAGAAGUUACACUACCUCCGACUCUCACUAUCAGGCAAGGCGGAAUCCGCCAUUGAGUCCUUUACCAUCAGCGAGGACAAUUACAAGGCAGCGUGGGAUCAGCUGAACGAAACAUACGACAACACGCGAGCGCUCGUCCUGCAACAUGCCGCGUUGCUUCGCAACACGCCCACCAUGACAGACGACACGGCCGAAUCGAUCCGCGAUAUGAUCAACCAUAUGCAAUCUCAAAUCAGAUCGCUGCAAGCGUUAGGAAGGUCGUGGGAAAACAUAGCCAACGACCUUUUAGCUAGCAUCGCCAUCUCAAAAAUGAGUCCAGGGACGAAGCGAGAGUGGGAGCAGACGCUGUCCGACACGACGAUGCCAAAAAUCGCCGACAUUUUUCGGCACCUUCGUAACGCGUCCCAUCGGUGCCGGACCGAGAACUCGCCGACGAACACUCCAGUCGCAAUUAAGAAUCGCGCUUCCGCGGCAUCCGAUACGCCGCCGCGGCAAACACCCACGAGAACCUCACCGGCAUUUCCACGGAAAUCACCGACACCUCCCUGGAAAGUGUCAUCGCCACGGACGGCCAGGAGGCAAACCUUCGUUUCAGCAUCCCAAUCGAGCUGCAAAAUUUGCAACACCGGUUAUCACCCGGCCUAUCAAUGCCAGAGAUUUCUGGACAUGGCGGUGAAAGACCGGCUCCAGGCUGCACGCAAAGCAAAUCUUUGCAUCAACUGCCUCCAAGGGGACCACGCCACCGACCAAUGCAACGGAGGGACAUGUCGUGUAUUAGACAGCGAUCGGAAACCCAUUCAGUGUCGAACCUUGGUGGAUACCUGCUCUAAUGCCAACUUCAUCACGGAGGAUCUGGCAAAAAGGCUACGUUUGCCGUCGACCCGGGCAUCCGUGGCAAUCCAAGGCCUUAAUGAGGUAAACACCGUGGCAUAUAAAGCGGUAUCCACAACCAUUCAAUCGAGGUUAUCCAAUUAUCGACGGACACUCUCGUUCUUCACAAUUCCAAGAAUAUCGGAACGAAUACCGGAUGUCCCACUCGAUCGCUCCCAGUUGCGUAUACCGGCCAACGUUCAUCUGGCAGAUCCAAGCUUCCACCAGCCGGGAGAAAUAGAUAUGCUGAUCGGCACCGGACCAGCAUUGUCAUGCCUCAGUAUCGGCCAAAUCGACCUCUCCAACCGAAGUGGACGCGAUUUGGUCUUACAGAAAACGCAACUGGGCUGGAUCAUCGGAGGAAACAUCCCAACGACGGCCACACGCGACACCCGUAAGGCUUUCGUCACGAGCCUGGACUUCAACUUACAGAAGUUUUGGGAAGUCGAAGAGGGACCUCAGGAUCAACACCGGUUAGAGUUUCAGCCAAGAUGGAUUUACGACGGGGCAAUUGCAGAAAAGCUUCGUCUGUCUACGUGA